Saccostrea cuccullata (small rock oyster) is the source of this 786-nucleotide messenger RNA. RefSeq lists its product as uncharacterized. The transcript is spliced from 4 exons. The coding region runs from base 1 to 786 and encodes 261 amino acids. The record is from RefSeq and is a predicted model, not a curated record. NCBI's taxonomy places the organism in Eukaryota, Metazoa, Mollusca, Bivalvia, Ostreida, Ostreidae. Gene Ontology annotation, molecular function: carbohydrate binding; protein binding.
AUGACCUAUAACUCCUCUCUGAGUUCUAUCAUCCCUGAAAGUUUCAAGACUCAAUCUCAAACCGUUUUUGAGAACACUUCCGGACAAAAUGACACUUUAACCCUGUGUGGAGGUCAAAAAGGCUUCAUCCGCUGUUGGAGAGGAACCAAGAUUCAGAUAAUAUCCGCCAACUACGAACGAACAGACAGACAGGUGUGUCCAGGAAGUAAAUCUGAUACAAACACCUGUCGUUCAAAGACGUCAGAACUCAAGGUGAAAUGGAAUUGUAAUGGGUACCAGACGUGCCACCUUCACGCUGCUGAUCAGUACUUUGGAGACCCGUGUCCUGGCUAUUCAAAAUAUCUGGAGGUCAAAUUGCGGUGCGUAAAGAGUUCAAAUCCCCAAGUCAAAGCGGACUCCAUAAUUGCCUUUAAUGCAUACAUAACCAAAGAUUUAAACCUACGUAGAAACACUCCUGUCAAUGUUGUUUAUGAUGGCGUUUGUUACAACUUCGGAAAUGCCUACAGUCCCCACAGUGGAUUCUUUACUACGCCAUCUGACGGACUCUAUGUGUUUACUUGGACCAGCCUUGUUCAUGUGCGAAAAGUCUUUGAUGCUCAUAUUCUUGUGAAUGGAGUCCAGAAAGGAUACGGAAACUGUAACAAUGAAGCCAAUCCGGGUUAUGAAAAUUGUGCAAAUACGGUACCCUUGGUCCUGAAAGCUGGAGACAAGGUGAACAUUCGUACGACCACGACAAAUAGCUUGUUGAAAAACUGGUCUAGUUUUAAGGGAUGGAAAGUGAAAUAG